AUGGCCCCCUCCCUGGAGGCGGAUCCCGACUCAGCGGUCCAAGACGUCCUCGCCAACCCCCUCAAACAGAAGCCCUCCCUCGUCGCUCCAGAACCAGAACACUGCCCGGGACCAGAAUCCGCCGCCGCCGGCACAGCAGACUCCUGCGCCGGCUGCCCCAACAAGGAAAUCUGCGCCGCCACCGCCGUAAAGGGCCCGGACCCGGACAUACCCAUCAUCGCCUCCCGCCUCUCCGGCAUCGCCCACAAGAUCCUCGUCCUCUCGGGCAAAGGCGGCGUCGGCAAGUCCACCUUCACCACCCUCCUCGCCCACGCCUUCGCCACGAACCCCGACAGCGCCGUCGGCGUCAUGGACACGGACAUCUGCGGGCCCUCGAUCCCCAAGAUGCUCGGCGUCGAGGCCGAGACGAUCCACGUCUCCGGCGCGGGCUGGUCGCCCGUCUGGGUCCUCGACAAUUUGGGCGUCAUGUCCAUCCAGUUCAUGCUGCCCGACCGCGACGCCGCCAUCAUCUGGCGCGGCGCCAAGAAGAACGGCCUCAUCAAGCAGUUCCUCAAGGACGUCGAGUGGGGGCCCCUCGACUUCCUCCUCGUCGACACGCCCCCCGGGACCUCGGACGAGCACCUCAGCGUGAACACGUUCCUCCGCGACAGCGGCAUCGACGGCGCCGUCGUCGUCACCACGCCGCAGGAGGUCUCCCUCCUCGACGUCCGCAAGGAGAUUGACUUUUGCCGGAAAGCGGGCAUCCGCGUUCUCGGCCUCGCGGAGAACAUGGCGGGCUUCGUGUGCCCCAAGUGCACGAACCAGAGCGAGAUCUUCCGCGCGACGACGGGCGGCGGGCGGGCGCUGGCCGAGGAGAUGGGGGUGCCGUUUUUGGGGAGCGUGCCGCUGGACCCGCGGAUCGGGAUGGCGUGCGACUAUGGCGAGAGCUUCUUUGAUAGUUUCCCUGAUAGUCCUGCGUGUUUGGCGUUUAAGGAGGUGGUGAGGAAUGUGAGCAAGGAGAUGGGGCUGAAUGAGAAGGAUGUGUUGCCCGAGGAUUAG
Molecule: messenger RNA, 1038 nt
Organism: Colletotrichum abscissum
Lineage: Eukaryota; Fungi; Ascomycota; Sordariomycetes; Glomerellales; Glomerellaceae
Exons: 1
Coding region: 1-1038 (345 amino acids)
Biological process (GO): iron-sulfur cluster assembly
Cellular component (GO): cytosol
Molecular function (GO): ATP binding; 4 iron, 4 sulfur cluster binding; ATP-dependent FeS chaperone activity
Source: RefSeq, a predicted model, not a curated record